This is a messenger RNA of Cornus florida, 1550 nucleotides long. Its product is annotated as F-box protein SKIP23. Bases 126 to 1343 code for a protein of 405 amino acids. NCBI's taxonomy places the organism in Eukaryota, Viridiplantae, Streptophyta, Magnoliopsida, Cornales, Cornaceae. Gene Ontology annotation, molecular function: protein binding. The record is from RefSeq and is a predicted model, not a curated record. The transcript has 2 exons.
ACGGAAUUACAACUAUAAGAUCCUUCCAUUCCAUUCCUGUCUAACCAGCUUAUAUUCUCCAUCUUCUCCCAUUUUCGUUUUUGUGCUCUUUCUUUACUCCACAAGGUACAGUAUCAGUCUCAACAAUGGCCACAUGGUCUCAACUACCCACGGAACUCCUAAACCUAAUCUCAAAACACCUUAAUUCCGAAACCGAUCUUCUCCGAUUCCGAUCCGUCUGUUCUUCAUGGCGUUCCUCUCUCUCCCCCGAAACCACCCAUCCAACUCCUUCCCGUUUCCCGAUUCUUCCAAACGAUGGAAUUUCAGACACCAGUUGGGGUUUCUAUCUCUCCAAACGAACCAUUUUCCGCCUCGGAUUGCCCCAACCCAGUGGCCAAACACUACCCUCCGACGCCUGGUUGAUCAAGCUAGAACAGGACGUUCCUCAUCGGAUGCACCUUUUGAAUCCUCUCUCCAGAUUCGAAUUCAAACCACUGCCCACAAAUUUCCCCAGAAUUCUCGAUCACUCCAAAUUUAGGGUUUCUGAAUUAGGGCACGAGUAUGUUCUUCAGCACAUAAAUUAUCGGCCUUUUGCGAAUUCGAUCGGUGAUGCGGGCAAUCUGUAUAUGGAAAAGGUGGCAUUGCAUUCGCUGGUUGAUGGGUUUGUGUUGUUGACAAUACAUGUUUCUGGGAGACUAGUUUUGUUCAAGUCUGGUGACCCUAAAUGGACUGUCAUUAGCGAAUUGACUUCGCCUUAUGAUGAUGUGAUACUCUUUGAAGGGCAGUUCUAUGCUGUGGACAGUACGGGAAGGACUGUGGUUGUUGAUGUUGAUUCGUCUCCGAGUGUGAGUUUGGUUGCGAAUUCGGUUUUUGGUGGGGACAAGAAGCUCUUGGUGGAGUCAUGUGGUGAUUUGUUGUUGGUUGAUAUGUAUUUGAGUUUGGGACCUGAAGAUGAUUUGGGUAACGUUGAGGGUUUUGAAGGAUUGGAGGGUGAUGAAUUCAAUUGCUAUAUUAUUGAGAGGACGGUUCGGUUUAAAGUUUUCAAGUUUGAUAGAGACGGACAGAGGUGGGUUGAGUUGAAAAGUUUGGGGGAUCAAAUGUUGUUUUUGGGUGAUAAUUGCACUUUCUCGGUGUCAACUUCUGAUUUUCCUGGAUGUGUAGGGAAUUGCAUACUCUUUACAGAUAAUUCCUUGGAGGGGGGAGAUAAUGUAAUGAAGACUCGUGGUAUGGGUGUGUUUGAUUUAGAGAGAGCUAGUAUUGAGCCCUUAGCAGAUUGUCCGGGUAUCUCCAAGCUGUUUUGGCCACCUCCGGAAUGGGUAUCUUCAACUAUGUUGGUAGUGGAGUUAAAUCAAUUGGAUGUAUAAAUUUAUCAAAGAGUCCCAUCUAACCGAGGGGGGCAUGAAUAACCAUUGCAAAGGCAUUGGAUGGAUGUCGGUCCAUGAUCUUCGUGUGUGGUCGUAAUUGAUGCAUUUAUCUUGUAAACUUUUUUUUUUUUUUUUGAAUGGUUUUAUCUUGUAAACUUUGAUAUUCAGUUGCUAGUUAAUUUCAGUGGAUCUAAUUUGGGCCUGAAA